UGCAUCUUUUUAUACUGCUGCCUUCAAUGCAAUGGAGCCAAGCGAAAUCGCUGUUGAUUAGUGUGUGGUUGUGAUUGUUAUAAAGUCAGUUCCAAAAUUUGGCUGAUUUAAUUGGAUUAUUUGGAUACUCGCGUGUGGAACAGUAAUAAGUUUGAAGGUGUGGGAUCAAUUGAACGGUUGAUUGGUUUCGAAGUCUCUGUUCAGUCGCCCCUGGCGAACAAUAUGACGAAAUCAGGAAAACGAGUUGCAAAGAAACGACCAGCUCGAAGAAAAAAAUGGACCACGCCCAGUGCGGAGAUGAAGGAGCAGCAGAACCUUCUCCCACCAUCACCACCCUCGGCAGCGUCGUCCCCGUCGUCAUCUUUCCUCCCAGAGGUUGAAGGAGUUGAAGAAGGUGGAGGGGGCGAAGACCCGGUGAUACGAAUGAUGAAUCCCCCCGAAAUAUCCCCACUCUGCACACCGAAUACAGAAGCUAUGGAAAAAGAAGACGAAGAUCUGCAUUGUCUCAUCUUAUCGUGUUCAAUUUGUACUACAGAGUUUCCUGCCAACGAGGAACCGAAAGUACGGUUUCCGGGGUCGUCAGAUGAAGAUUGGAAGGACUUGGUGUUUCGUGCCCUUUGUAUGCACUUAAAUAUCCAAGAUUUUUAUGAGAAGAUUGUGUCUACUGAGAACGGAAUAAAUGCAGCGAUGAUGGCAUUUCACAUGUGCCAAGAAUGCCUGUUGUAUGGUUGGCGAUUAGUAGAACUCGACCAAUAUCUGAGCACCUUGAAAACAGAAAUAAACAGUUUGGCAGAUUCUUUUCGAACCAUAAUCAGUACGUUUAUGUCACCAACAGAAAACGAUGAUCAUAAUGGAGAGGUGGAGGUUGGUCUCGUAUUUAUGAGGAACUUUAAGACAUUAGCUACCCAAAGUGCUCCUCUGAUUGGUACUGUUGAGGAAUCCAAUGUGAUGGAUGAUUUGAACUUGAAUUACACUCUUGAUGACGUUGUCGAUGGAAUAUUAAACGAGCCCACGUUCGCAAACACGGAGGAAUUACAAGAAGAACCCGUAAAUGACAAGGAUGAACUGAGCUUGAACGAGUCGUCGAUAUCCAACGGCAAUGACACACAAGAAGAAGAGUUAUUAUUCAUGAAUGGCACCGAGGGCACAGAAGGACACUUUAAUGAUGAUGAUAAUGAAGAUGAAUUUGAUAGGAUAUUGUCACCUUCGCCACCUUAUUCCCCGUUGUCACCGCUAUUUAUGGAGGAUACGAGUGUGACGAUUCACGAUUCGUUAAAUAUGAACGGGGAGGAUUCUUCCCUUGGCCACAACGACUUCAUACAAGAAGAAGAAGGGGAAGGAAAUACCAGGUCAACGUGUGACGUCGAUGAUCUGUUUGUUGACAAAAUGUGUGAAAAUGCUUCCCCAUCAUUUUAUCCUACUAUGGAAGAUCUACCGACUCCAGUUGUUCAGCCGUGUAGCCGUAGAGUGGAUCGUAAUCGUAAAACGAGACUAUCUCCUAAACCGAAACGUGAACCACUGAAAAAAAUUAAAUCGAAACGAAUAAGUAAAGUCGGAAAGCAGAAAAAAGAUAAAGUAACCUUAUCGAAAAGAAACUCCACCCCACGUCGAUGUGCCGUCCAUAAAAAUAAUAAGACCAAGAAGAUUGUCAAUUCUUCAGGCGCUCCACGAAGAUUACGAAUAAGCAAAAAAGUUAUUGCCUCUUUGCCCUCAAAAGAUGUUGAAGCCUACAAAAUUCUGACGAGACUGGGCAUUCCUUUUCAAUUGGUUCAAGUUAAAGUUGAAAAUCUAAGUUUGCAAAAUGUUUUGAACAAUGGGAUUAUAACGAUGGAGGAUGAAUCUCCUGGUGGUAAAUCGAAACAUGUGGUUCGCGUUAAUUCUGUAUAUUAUGAUGAACUUUUUGAUAUAAAGAUUGACCAACGAAUUAGAACCUCCCCUACUAGGCAUUCCCCCCGCUCAACUUGUAAAAAAGCCACAAAACCGAAAUCUCGUGCUCUUCUUGACCCCAACAGCAGCAUCGUCCCGAUAGUUAAUGAAAAUGAAAUGGUUAAGGAACUGAGCAUAUCACCAAUCAGCACCACAAGAGAACAAGAGAUAAAGUUUGGAGAUUCUCAUCGAGAAAUAAAUCAUACAAGAUACAUUAGUCCACAAAACAAUGAUGAUUUUCGUUCAAUACAAAUUCACUCCCCUGUUCUACAGCUGCAGAAUGGAUCAAAUGGAGAUGUUUCUUCGACUUGCAACAAUCUGCCCCCACUGUUACAACCAGUUGACCCUUUCAAUGACAAGGGCGACAUAUCCUCGUCUUCAGAAAACGAUCUGACUUGUCAAGCUCCAUGCCUUGCUCCCUAUUUUAUCACUGCUGAUAAUAGUAAUGAUGCUAAUCGUCAUCAACUUGGCUAAUUCUAAAAUAUUUUCUUAUUCAUCAAUGUUGAUAAGAACAUGCAAAAGAUUCUUAUUUCUUUCUACUUAUGCAUUGUAACUUUGUUAUCAUUAUUGAACUUGUGCAUUCUUAUGUUUUUCUGCAACUUAUCCAGUUAUGUUUAUGCUACUCGAGAUUUAAUAUAUACUGACACACAACAUAGACCUGUAUGAAAUAAAGACUAGUUUUUAAUAAAAAAAA
Folsomia candida is the source of this 2620-nucleotide messenger RNA. RefSeq lists its product as uncharacterized. Lineage: Eukaryota; Metazoa; Arthropoda; Collembola; Entomobryomorpha; Isotomidae. The transcript is spliced from 4 exons. The coding region runs from base 223 to 2400 and encodes 725 amino acids. The record is from RefSeq and is a predicted model, not a curated record.